This is a messenger RNA of Lasiosphaeria miniovina, 772 nucleotides long. RefSeq lists its product as uncharacterized. The coding region runs from base 246 to 767 and encodes 173 amino acids. The record is from RefSeq and is a predicted model, not a curated record. NCBI's taxonomy places the organism in Eukaryota, Fungi, Ascomycota, Sordariomycetes, Sordariales, Lasiosphaeriaceae. The transcript has a single exon.
CCAGUCUGGCUCCACCCAGUCUUAGUCCCUCCUUGGUGCUGGAGCAAAUCGCAAUCAAAAAUCUGUCUCGGGGCGCAAAUGUUUCAAUCCCUAGCGAAUGGUGCAAUAAUCAUACAGGCUUGAAACUAACAGAUGUCACUCCGCUGCAUACGGCCACAGGCGCCAUCGCACAUGACCUCGUCGUGAAAGGGGCUUCAGUGCGUGCGCAAGACUCAAAUGGCUGGACACCGCUAUUCUGGGUAAUCAUGGGCCACAAGAAUUUUAGAGCGAGAUCAGCAACACAGAAUGAACGGGAUGCAGGCGCAUACACCAACACGCCGGGCCUCAAGGCAGUGAAAGCGAAUUUAGUCUAUGGAUCUCCAGUGAACACUAGAGACAAGACGGAGAAGACACCCUUGCACACGGGGAAGACACCCUUGCACUGCUGGGCUCUGACUUUCGCCAAUUUCGCACAGGGCGCGGCUGAUGAUGCCAAUAUCACCUGGAAAAUCAUCAACUACGCCGUGGAAAAACACCACCGCUCGGUACUGAAGCGGCUAGUCGAUGCCGGCGGCCGCCUCGACCUUCGAGACGAAGACGGAAGGUCUGUGAAGGACAUUAUCCGCCGGUAUUUGAACGUGGCUAGCUGGGAGAGGCCUGGACGUCCUGACGAGAACAACAGCAUGGCCUUGGCGGAUACGCUCCGGUGGAUACGGGAAGUCCUGGGUAGAGUGACUAGAACAGCCAUUCGGUGCAAUUUUCACAUGAUGGGACCAUGUCAGAAAUAGCCUAC